ACUGAUUGUAUAAUAAUCAAUGACGCGACUGUAAUAAUUUUGGACUUUGACACCUUUAAUACUCUUAAAUAUUUAUCACGUUCCGUGGUCUAAUUUUUACUGCUUCGAUAUACAGCGAUAUAGAUCAGUGUCAAGGUGUUAUCGGUGUUGAUUAAACUUGCAGGAAGAUUGUAAAGUAACAUACCAACAGCGAUUUAUUUCUGUAGAAGACCUACGUGUUUAUUAUAAAAGAAAUAGAAAGUCGCAUUAAAAGACUGAAAAAUGUCUGAAAAUGUUAGUCCUAUCAAAUAUUUUCUUUCUGGAGGAUUCGGUGGUAUUUGCACCGUUUUAGCAGGUCAUCCGCUAGAUACGAUAAAAGUUCGGCUACAAACCAUGCCACUGCCGACUGAAGGGCAGGCACCAUUGUAUGCAGGAACGUUAGACUGCGCAAAGAAAACUAUUCGUAAUGAAGGUUUUCGUGGCUUGUACAAAGGCAUGUCUGCUCCUAUUGCCGGAGUAGCUCCCAUUUUUGCUAUGAGUUUCUUUGGAUUUGGAGUGGGAAAAAGACUACAGCAAAAAACUCCAGAUGAAGAGCUGAAUAACAUCCAGCUCUUUGCGGCGGGUGCAUUCUCCGGUGUAUUCACAACUACAGUAAUGGCGCCGGGUGAACGAAUCAAAUGUCUUUUACAAAUCCAACAAGGCGGAAAUUCGCCUCAAAAAUAUAAUGGAAUGGUGGAUUGUGCUAAGCAACUCUAUGCUGAAGGUGGAAUCCGUAGUAUUUAUAAAGGAUCAUUCGCUACCUUGCUAAGGGACGUUCCCGCGUCAGGAAUGUAUUUCUUGACGUAUGAGUAUAUAAAAAAGGCGUUAGCUCCGAAGCAAAAUGAAAAACAAGACGCGGCAAUUGGGUUACUGGGAACAAUUUUCGCUGGAGGAAUGGCAGGUAUCGCAAAUUGGGCAAUCGGAAUGCCGGCCGAUGUGCUUAAAUCACGUUUGCAAACAGCACCAGAAGGACGCUAUAAGAACGGCAUUCGAGAUGUGUUCAGCGAACUAAUGAAACAUGAGGGCCCACUGGCCCUUUACAAAGGUGUGACGCCGGUGAUGUUGCGAGCUUUCCCCGCUAAUGCGGCUUGUUUUAUUGGUUUCGAAGUGUUUAUGAAUUUUCUCAAUUGGAUUGCCCCCAACUUAUAGUCCAUUGUAUUACAUUGUUAUUUCCACGUGAAGAAAUGUGCUUUAAGGUAAAGGUGUAGAUGAUAUGCAAUCAUAUAUGAAGAACUACCAUUUGUUUUAUAAAAAGUGAAUUUAUGUACUGCCUAAUAAAACGUUUUCUAAAAAU
Sabethes cyaneus is the source of this 1312-nucleotide messenger RNA. It is a transcript of the gene colt, whose product is annotated as congested-like trachea protein. Gene Ontology annotation, cellular component: mitochondrial envelope. Gene Ontology annotation, biological process: carnitine transmembrane transport; mitochondrial transport. Gene Ontology annotation, molecular function: O-acyl-L-carnitine transmembrane transporter activity. The record is from RefSeq and is a predicted model, not a curated record. NCBI's taxonomy places the organism in Eukaryota, Metazoa, Arthropoda, Insecta, Diptera, Culicidae. The coding region runs from base 262 to 1167 and encodes 301 amino acids. The transcript has a single exon.